Messenger RNA from Ilyonectria robusta, 870 nucleotides. RefSeq names its product RTA1 like protein-domain-containing protein. Bases 1 to 870 code for a protein of 289 amino acids. Gene Ontology annotation, cellular component: membrane. The transcript has 3 exons. The record is from RefSeq and is a predicted model, not a curated record. NCBI's taxonomy places the organism in Eukaryota, Fungi, Ascomycota, Sordariomycetes, Hypocreales, Nectriaceae.
AUGUCGAGCGACCACUACAAGUACGACCCAUCAUUCGCAGCUGCGGCUAUUUUCAUAGUGGGCUUCACGGGCUCGGCAUUAUUCCACACGUAUCAAAUCUUCAAGUUGAAAGCGUGGUUCUUCAUUCCAUUCUUGAUCGGUUGUAUUGUUGAAAUAAUUGGAUAUGGCGCAAGAGCAGUCAACGCAAAGCAACCCUCUGGGGAAUGGACCCAGGGCCCAUACAUCAUCCAGGCUCUCCUACUGCUUCUCGGACCUCCAUUCUACGCUGUAUCGAUUUACAUGGUUCUUGGGCGGCUUAUAACGCUUUUGGACGCGGAAAAGUAUUCCAUCAUCAGGACAAAAUGGUUGACCAAAUUCUUCUUACUUGGCGAUGUCGCUUCUAUCGCUGGCCAGGGAAUGGGUGGUGCUAUGCUUGCAGGCGCAAACAGCAAAUCAUCCCGAGACAGAGGACAGAUGAUCAUUAUCAUCGGCCUUGUGAUUCAAAUCCUUUUCUUCAGCCUUUUCAUGAUCGUCACUCUUAUCUUCCACCGUCGCAUCCACCGCAAGCCCACGAAUGCAAGCCGGAAGCUGAUGUCUCCAUGGGACAAGCUCCUUAUGGUUCUGUACGGCACGAGUGGACUCAUUAUGAUCCGAUCGGUCUUUCGAGUUAUCGAGUACAUCAUGGGUGAGGACGGAGUGCUCAUGUCCAAGGAAAUCUUCAUCUACUUGUUCGAUGCGUCUUUGAUGCUCAUUACUUCCAUCGCUUUCAACGUUUUCCACCCCUCUCGCAUCAUCACAAAGGAAAAGGGACGACCUCUCGGAAGCUCGGACUCCGAGCACCAGUUCCAGACUUACGACAUGGAGAGGCAAAACGCCAUGGGGCAUCAUUAA